UUUUUUUUUUUUUUUUUUUUUUUUUUUUUGUCCCCGGAGUCUGGCCCCGUCGCGGGGCAGGACAACAAAACCAGGCCAACGACGGGUGAGAAAAGAGCGACCAUACGAUGUGGAUCUGGUACCUUCUGCUGGGUUCGGGGUCAGGCUCGAGAACUGCUGAGAGCCAAAAGCUUCCUGGGAAUAACUUCACCACUGACUGUAACAGUCCUGGGAACUUCAUGUGUGGAGAUGGAAUGUGCGUCCCAAGUGACUGGCAGUGUAACAAAGUGCCCAACUGCGUUGACGGGAGCGACGAGAGAGGCUGUCCUAAGGUCAAGUCUAAGUGUUCUUCCACAUUCUUCGCCUGUGCUAAUGGUGUCCACUGCAUCAUCGGAAGGUUCCGCUGCAAUGGCUUCAGCGACUGUCCUGAUGGGAGCGACGAGGAGAACUGCACAGGCAACCCCCUCGUGUGCUCAGAGACUCGCUUCAAGUGUCGAAACGGCCGUUGUGUAGACCGAAGCUUUCUCUGCAAUGGCCAGAACAACUGUAUGGACAACAGUGAUGAGGAGCUCUGCCUGACCACAGCAGGUAGGUCUUCAAAUCUCCCAAGAAAACAUUCAUGCACAGGAAAUAUGAAUGCAAAUCUUUGUUUUUGUUUUUUUGUUUUUUUUAACAAAACUCGAAAUGGAAACUCUACCGUGGCAAAGAUAAUCAGCCUAAGAUUGAUGGUUAAUGAAGAACUCUGAACUGCAGCAGGAAAAAGGCUGAAACUAUUUUCAAGCAAUUUGAUUUGCCUUUUUCUUCAAACACACUGGUUAUGCCUGAUUAGGAACAUACUGUACCUUGCAAAGCUAUUUAUAAUCCUUAAACCUUUUUUACAUUUUGUCAUCUUACAACCGCAGACGUAAUGGGAUUUAGUGUAGAAGCAGAAUUAAACUAUAUGUGGUUUUCAAUAUUCCUUGCUAGCAUCUGGAAGGGUGCCAUGCAUAUGCAUUCACGCCCUUGUGCUAUGAUACCCUUGAAAAAAAUGUUAUGUACACAGAAAUCUCUAUGCAAUUUAUUCUCUGUGAAUAUGGCUUUUUUCUAGGGCGUCCCAGAGGUUUACUAGAAAACAUUAGUAAAAACAAAAGUACCAUCAGGACAAAUGAGCACUGUGGACAGAUCAAGAAUAAAUCUGAGGAGAAGCA
Messenger RNA from Poecilia latipinna (sailfin molly), 1166 nucleotides. RefSeq names its product low-density lipoprotein receptor class A domain-containing protein 3. NCBI's taxonomy places the organism in Eukaryota, Metazoa, Chordata, Actinopteri, Cyprinodontiformes, Poeciliidae. Bases 108 to 725 code for a protein of 205 amino acids. The record is from RefSeq and is a predicted model, not a curated record. Gene Ontology annotation, molecular function: protein binding. The transcript is spliced from 4 exons. Gene Ontology annotation, cellular component: plasma membrane; signaling receptor complex.